AUGCGUUACGAACUCAUCUUCGCCGGUGUCGCAGCCGCCUACAACACCUACGGUUAUGAGGCCUACGGCGACAACAAGGCCAGGUCCAGCGCCCCUGCUGUCAAGUACUCUUCCAGCGCCCCCGCCCAAGGUGGCCACGGAGACGACUACAAGACCUCUUCUGCCAUUGCCCCCAGCAAAGCUUCUUCUAGCUCCAAGAUCGGCUACACCACCAUCACCCCCGGCUAUGGAAAGCAGCCCGUGACUGUCACUUCCCAGUACCAGCCUUACCCUACUUGCGGCGCCGCUGGCUCUGAUGGCAAGUCUUGCGAUAAGUAA
Molecule: messenger RNA, 318 nt
Organism: Ascochyta rabiei
Lineage: Eukaryota; Fungi; Ascomycota; Dothideomycetes; Pleosporales; Didymellaceae
Exons: 1
Coding region: 1-318 (105 amino acids)
Source: RefSeq, a predicted model, not a curated record